Messenger RNA from Anarrhichthys ocellatus (wolf-eel), 6610 nucleotides. It is a transcript of the gene ago1, whose product is annotated as argonaute RISC component 1. The record is from RefSeq and is a predicted model, not a curated record. Gene Ontology annotation, molecular function: RNA binding; protein binding. The transcript has 18 exons. The coding region runs from base 2695 to 5406 and encodes 903 amino acids. Lineage: Eukaryota; Metazoa; Chordata; Actinopteri; Perciformes; Anarhichadidae.
UGCACCGAGAGAAGACUACACGCCGAGAGGAGGGGGCUGGAAGUCUGAGACGCUUCCAGCCUGAAGGGGCCGGCGGGUUUUGGCCAUAGUACCCGGACAAGCUAGCUUGUACCCGCGCAGCUAAGUGAAUGGGAUGGAGCCGGGACCGUCUGGCGCUGGUAGGUCUAUUUUUUGUACUUAGUGUUUAAUAAAAAAAAUGUUAUCAGUCCGCAUACCUGAGUUAUGGCUGCUGCAAAUACAUAGACUGCAACUGAGGAAAAAAGGGGAGCUUGGUGAGAACAACGUCUGUUGCAUCGUUACAGAGGGAGAUGGAGAUGGAGGUGGAGGAUGGGGGGCUCCCUUGUAGUCUGCAUGCACACCACUUUGUAGACAACGUUAUUAUUUAUCCAGAUUUAUAGCUGUACACGAGCCUUUUGAGGGAGCGCUGACAAUGUCCUCAGCCAUGCGCGGGGCCAGGGGAGGUCGUGGGAAUCUGGGGUGACGAGGGAUGAGGUGAAGCCCGCCUUCAAGCACCACCACAGCAGCAGCAGCUGGCUGCACCCAGAACUCCCCACACAGCCUCCCUUUUCACUGACAUGGUUAUGGAUGCUCACACUGUUCAGGUUCUUCCGAAGAGUGUUAAAAAUCUGUGCACAUUACACACACAUCAGGGACACAGGUUUAAACAUCUGCAGAGACGCAUGAAUUAUUUAUAUGUGUUGAACCAAAAAUAAUCCUCAAUUGUGAUACCCGUGCAUCUGCUGUCAGAGUUCACAGAAGCUCUUUCUUUUUUUAGACUUGGGAAAGACUGAGAAGCAUGUGCAGUGUGCAUUGCAGUUAUCUGUGGGGUUUCGGUCUGCAUGCUUUAUGUGCUUCAGAUGUGCUGAUCAGGGGCAGUGCUGGUCUUUAUUUGGCAGUUGUCUUGGAUGGCUGAGGUGUGGAAGCAGCCAAUUGAAACACAAGGUAGUGUUUGUCUUCAUGCCCAGGUCUAAAGUCCAGCUAUCACGGAACAUCUUGAACCCUAGCACUUAUAAUCCCGCCUUGAGUCUGUCUUGUACUUUUGGAAGGCAGGGUUAACUUGAAUGCUGUCUAUUGUUUUUUAAAGGAGAUAGUGAGCUCAUAGAGGACCUGUUAACUGCAUCAUUUGGAUGGCGUCUUUACAAGAGAUUGAAAUUACGUUGUCAAUCCAUGACACUGAGCAUGGAAUUCAGUUGAAUAGGCUUGUUUUUAUUUUUUAGGAUUGGGGGGGAGGGGCCCCUCAUCUCAAAGUCUGCUUUUGUGUUUUGAAGUGUGAUUAUUCAACGUGCUAUUUUCCAAGAUAGAGCUGAUUGCCAUGUUUAGCUCGUGGUCAACAGCCAAUUAUUCAGAGAGCCAAAACUGUUUGGCCCAAAACAAUUGAAGUAUAAUUGUCUGUUCCUCCUCAUUCAUGCACUUGGUCAUGAUCUCCUGAUGAGGGAAGGGGUCACCACUGCUCCCUGUUUUGAGAUUGUAUAGCCUUGUUUCUUUUGCGAUGUGAAUUAUUUUAAUUGUUUCACUGUUGUCCUCCAGAUGUCACCAAAAGGAUCACUAAAUGAACCAAAAUAAAGGGGGUAAAACAUGUACAUGUUUCCCUUGAUAGUCGUCCUUUCCCCAUGUGACCUGGUCUUACUUGCUUGUUACGUCACCGUAGACAGAAAGUUGUGAGUUGUGUCUUCAUGUCGUGAUGCAGCACCGAACCUCUGCUUUAAGUCUUGCCGCCCUGGGAAAAGCGCGCUAUUGUCUUGGGAUGUGUGAAAGCGCUGGCUCCGCUUCCCACCAUCUGCCUUCACUGGCACGAGGGCGAAGUGUGCGUCAUUGUGUGAGUGCGCGGCGAUCACAACUCACCCGAGACACACAUGCGCACACACACACACACACACACACACAUACUUGCUCUCCUGCACAUGGAGGUCAACACAUGUCUGGCGUCUGGGUUUGUGGUGUUUGUCCGAUUUGUGUGAUUUUUACACGUAGACACACAUGAAGCAGAGCCAUCUUUCUGUGUUUCAUGGCUGGCGUUACUCUUCCUGUUAGUUUGGCAUUUUCCAAAAAGCUCAGUGAGCUUAUGAUUGAGUGGUACGAGGAUUUCCAUCGCAGCUAUUUCAAGCAGGGCUUUUCCCGUUUGGGAUACACAAUGUAGUGACCAGAAAGGCCAAGGUCUCUUCAAUAUGACCACAGCGGCACCCUGCCUCCUCCCAUCUCCUCCAACAGCCAUACACACACACAGAGACACACAGACAGAGGUCCCCUGAUAUCCAUGACAAUGCUGUGUUGCCGUGGUGUCUCCAUGGUGAGGCUGGGAAUGUAGAGGGGGCCCCCUGUGUGUGUGUGUAUGAGGGUGUGUGUGUGUGUGUGUGUGUUCACCGUAGCAAGGGCGCUCCCUCUAUUCCGUACACCCGUGUGUGUGUGUGUGUGUGUGUGUGUGUGAGAGAGAGAGACAGAGGAGCAGGGCAGCUGGGGUCUUUGUUGUGGUGGAGGAGGGCUGUUCUCUGGGGACCCAGAGGUUAAGGCACUGGGCCCCUCUCAGGCAGGAGUCACACAGCCAGCCUCACAUCUAGCACCUAGUCCUGGACCCUCCCUAUGUUAAGACCUCCUGACAUGAUGGUCACUGAUCAGUGGAUGCGGCGGGCUACUUGUUACUUCCUCUGCCAAUGAAAUGCUGGUUGGUCUAUAAAAUGUUUAAAAUAAGAGUGGAGUAUGCCGAAAUCCGCUCCCAGAGCCUUCCUCUGCUUUCACUUGUUCCCUUUCUUGUUCUUGCCAUUGCUUUGCCUCCUCAUUCCUACCAUCUCUGCCUCUGAACCGCCUCCCCUCUGUCACCCGUCUUCAUCGAUGGCUCCCUGUCUCCUUGUCUCUCCAGUGCCCAUGGGGGACUUCCCCCCACCCCUGCAGCAGGUGUUCCAUGCCCCCCGCCGGCCAGGCAUGGGUACCGUGGGCAAGCCCAUCAAGCUGCUGGCCAACUACUUCGAGGUGGAGAUCCCAAAGAUUGACGUCUAUCACUACGAGGUGGAGAUUAAGCCUGACAAGUGCCCGCGGAGAGUCAACAGGGAGGUGGUGGAAUACAUGGUGCAACACUUCAAGCCCCAGCUCUUUGGCGACAGGAAGCCAGUGUAUGACGGCAAGAAGAACAUCUACACGGUGCUAGCGCUUCCAAUCGGGAGUGAGAAGGUGGAUUUUGAGGUAACCAUCCCAGGUGAGGGCAAAGAUCGAAUCUUCAAGGUGUCCAUCCGUUGGCUGGCCAAAGUGUCAUGGCGCCUGCUGCAGGAGACUCUGGUCAGUGGUCGGCUGCAGGUCCCCCUCGACUCGGUCCAAGCCCUGGAUGUGGCCAUGCGCCACCUGGCCUCUAUGAGGUACACUCCAGUGGGCCGCUCAUUUUUCUCCCCACCUGAAGGAUACUACCACCCACUGGGUGGGGGGAGGGAAGUCUGGUUUGGCUUCCACCAGUCUGUGCGCCCCGCCAUGUGGAAGAUGAUGCUCAACAUUGACGUGUCGGCCACGGCCUUCUACAAAGCCCAGCCUGUAAUCGAGUUCAUGUGUGAAGUUUUGGACAUCCGCAAUAUCGACGAGCAGCCCAAGACUCUCACGGACUCGCAAAGGGUCCGCUUCACCAAGGAGAUUAAAGGCCUGAAGGUGGAGGUGACUCACUGUGGCCAAAUGAAGAGGAAGUAUCGUGUAUGCAAUGUCACCCGACGACCUGCCAGCCACCAAACGUUUCCCCUCCAGCUCGAAAGUGGGCAGACAGUAGAAUGUACAGUGGCCCAGUACUUCAAGCAGAAGUACAACCUGCAGCUAAAAUACCCCCACCUACCCUGUCUACAGGUGGGGCAGGAGCAGAAGCACACCUACCUGCCUCUGGAGGUGUGUAACAUUGUAGCAGGUCAGCGGUGCAUCAAGAAGCUGACAGAUAAUCAGACCUCCACCAUGAUCAAAGCCACAGCUCGCUCUGCACCCGACAGACAAGAGGAGAUCACCAGGCUGAUGAAGAACGCUAACUUCAACCUGGACCCGUACAUCCAGGAGUUUGGGAUCAAGGUGAAAGAUGACAUGGCUGAGGUGACGGGCAGGGUGCUCCCAGCCCCUAUCCUGCAGUAUGGAGGACGGAACCGUGCCAUAGCAACCCCCAACCAGGGAGUGUGGGACAUGAGGGGGAAGCAGUUCUAUAACGGCAUCGAGAUCAAAGUGUGGGCGAUUGCCUGCUUUGCCCCCCAGAAGCAGUGCAGAGAAGAGGUGCUCAAGAACUUCACAGACCAGCUACGUAAGAUCUCAAAGGAUGCCGGGAUGCCGAUUCAGGGUCAGCCAUGUUUCUGUAAAUACGCCCAGGGAGCGGACAGCGUGGAGCCCAUGUUCAGACACCUGAAGAACACCUACGCCGGCCUGCAGCUCAUCAUCGUCAUCCUGCCGGGAAAGACUCCUGUCUAUGCCGAGGUAAAGCGUGUGGGAGACACCCUCUUGGGCAUGGCCACGCAGUGCGUCCAGGUGAAGAACGUGGUGAAGACGUCCCCUCAGACCCUCUCCAACCUCUGCCUCAAGAUCAACGUGAAGCUGGGAGGCAUCAACAACAUCCUGGUGCCUCACCAACGGUCAGCAGUGUUUCAGCAGCCGGUUAUCUUCCUGGGAGCAGAUGUCACGCACCCCCCUGCUGGAGAUGGCAAGAAGCCCUCCAUUACUGCUGUGGUAGGCAGUAUGGAUGCUCAUCCCAGCAGAUACUGUGCCACAGUGCGAGUCCAGAGGCCCAGGCAGGAGAUCAUCGAAGAUUUGUCGUACAUGGUGCGGGAACUGUUAAUUCAGUUCUACAAGUCGACCCGGUUCAAGCCCACCAGGAUCAUUUUCUACAGAGACGGAGUUCCCGAGGGACAGUUGCCACAGAUUCUCCACUACGAGCUCCUGGCCAUCAGAGAUGCGUGCAUCAAGCUGGAAAAAGACUAUCAGCCGGGCAUCACCUACAUCGUGGUGCAGAAACGCCACCACACACGCCUCUUCUGUGCUGACAAGUCUGAAAGGAUUGGGAAGAGUGGGAAUAUUCCUGCAGGGACUACAGUGGACACCAGCAUCACUCAUCCCUUUGAGUUUGACUUCUACUUGUGCAGCCACGCGGGCAUACAGGGUACCAGCCGGCCGUCUCACUACUACGUCUUAUGGGAUGACAAUCGUUUCACGGCUGAUGAGUUGCAGAUUCUGACUUACCAGUUGUGCCACACGUACGUGCGCUGCACCCGCUCAGUCUCCAUCCCUGCGCCAGCCUACUACGCCCGUCUUGUGGCCUUCCGUGCCCGCUACCAUCUGGUGGACAAAGAACAUGACAGUGGAGAGGGCAGCCAUGUGUCUGGUCAGAGCAACGGUCGGGACCCUCAGGCGCUGGCUAAAGCUGUUCAGAUUCACCACGACACCCUGAGUACCAUGUACUUCGCCUGAGCCACACCAACCAUCACCACCAUCGACCCCUCCCACCUCAUUUCUACCUGAGUGGGCACACAGCCCACCACCACCACCUCAUCCCCAUUCCCUUAUUCCAAAUGACUGCCCACCAGACAUACUCCACAGACCUGCCAGUCAUUCACCCAAAUCCAACCAACAUAAGGCCCCUCACCUGUAAAACACAGGCAGACUCUACAGCCUCAUGCACUCAAAAUGGUUAUGAAUAUUAUUAUCAUUGUCUUUUUUUAAUUAUUUUUUUAACUUUACCAGGACUGUUGCUCUUUUUUUAUGUUGAAUUUUUAAACGUGGGUAUUAUUAUGUAAUUGUAAUGUAAGCUACCUUCACACUCCUGUGUAUGUGAGUAUGCAAUACGGACGGGAGGAAAACAGGCGGGAAAAAAAGAAUCACAAAAAACCUUUUGAACUGCCACCAGGAUGAUGCCUCUUUACAAGUGUUCCAAGCCCCUUAGCAUGGGGAUCCUCCUGAGACACGCACACCUACAUGUAUCAUUAUAUCGUUGUUAUGAAGUACAUUCAUGUUUUUAAUGUUUUUUUAAUAAUAAUGUUGUUAUUAUUAUUUUUUUUUAACUGCCUUGAGGAGUCUGAGGCAUGGUACAUUAGCACUUAGCGUUAGCAUGUAGGUGCCACCAGUCCUGCACGUGAGAGUUUGUUAGAACAUGUGAGGCUAGCCCUCUGGUCUUUGUGUUAGCGGAGACAGAAAGAGCAGGCGUAGCAUAUCGUAGAUACUGCAGAGAAGUCCUGCCGCACUCUCCGUGCCGGUUGGCCAGUCCCUUUAGAGAUUUAGCCUAUAGAGGCAAGCUUACGAUAACAAUAGAGGGACCAUUUACAUUGAGUUUUAUCAAAUAUACUUGCACCCCAUGCACCUAAACCAGCAUUAUUAACCAACCAAUGGAAAAGGGGCACUUAAACAGGAAGAUAAUCUUUCAUUUCUGUGUAUUAGUAUUUACGAGGCACUUUUUCAAUUUUUUUUAUUUACUUAUUGAGUUUUUAUUUUUUUUUUACCUCAAAAUAGUAAGAUGCAUAGCUUUCUGAACAAAUAGGUAACUAAGGCAAUAGGUGAGGUCAACACUCCUCUGUAGAUUUGAAUGCAGGCAAAUGUAACGUCUGUGAUCACUUAAGUGCUGCAAAGCUGAACUCUCACUCAGCGAUUGACCUUGCUCCGAUCAUUCUGCACAUUCCAA